Messenger RNA from Anopheles merus, 2739 nucleotides. Its product is annotated as zinc finger and SCAN domain-containing protein 12-like. NCBI's taxonomy places the organism in Eukaryota, Metazoa, Arthropoda, Insecta, Diptera, Culicidae. Gene Ontology annotation, molecular function: DNA-binding transcription factor activity, RNA polymerase II-specific; RNA polymerase II cis-regulatory region sequence-specific DNA binding. Bases 159 to 1526 code for a protein of 455 amino acids. The record is from RefSeq and is a predicted model, not a curated record. Gene Ontology annotation, cellular component: nucleus. Gene Ontology annotation, biological process: regulation of transcription by RNA polymerase II. The transcript has 4 exons.
CAAGAGUGCUGUCAGCAAGAAAAAAGUAGAAAAUGUUAUUGUUUUAUUUUCGUUGGCGUUGUUAAGUGUAACCGAGUGCAAAAACUGGGCGAGAACUGUUGUAAAAUUAUGCUUUUGAGCGUCGUUUAGUGCCCCUGUCUCAAAGCCAGCGAGUGAAAAUGAAUUUCUUCAUACCGAACGAGGUGAAACGGGAAGGUAUUUACCUUCAGCAUCAGCUUGGCCCGCCGCUGAUACACCAGCAGCACCACCAACUGCCCCAGCAGUCGCAGCAUCAGCUGCUCGGUUUCGCGCAUCCCGGAAUGAUCGUGAACCUGAAAAAGGAACAGUUCGAUCCGUACGAAAAGCUGCCGGAUGGCCAGGCGCACAACCAGCAGCAUGUGCUGCAGCUGCAACAGCAGGCCCAGAUGGUGGGUCUACAGCAGCACAUCUCUGCCCAGAUGCAGUCUCAGCUGGCCGCUCAACAGCAACAUCAGCAGCAACAGCAGCCUCAGCAGCAGCAACAGCAACAACAACAGCAGCAGCCUCAACAACAGCAACAACAGCCGCAGCAGCAGCAGCAACAACAGCAGCAGCAGCCGCAGCCGCAGCCGCAAACGCAACAGCAACAAACACCUCAGGCGCAAACCUCAACGGCUUCAACGGACACGGCCACACCGACGACAACGACCACCAGCACUACCAGCACCACGAACACCACCACCACCGGUACGGGUAAAAAGAAAAAGAAAGGCAAAGCGAACCGGAACAUCGUUAUCCCGCAGCUGCCGGAAGGGUUCAUCGUGAAGGUGAAGGAAGAGUACACGGAAAACUACGUCCGCACCGUGACGAAAAUCCCGGAAGUAUGGUGGAACCAGGAGCAGUUUAUCCGCACGGUCAAGUCGCCCGGCAAGAAGGAGCGAAAGUACCACGAUUACAACGCGGUCAGCGAGCACCAGUGCGAUGUGUGCGGGAAGUAUUUCAAGGAUAAGUACAAGCUGAACUACCACGUGCGCAUCCACGUGCCGGAACUGUCGCACCGGUGCGACGUUUGCGGCAAGGUGUUUGCGCACCAGUCGACGCUGCAUAAUCACAAGCGCAUCCAUACAGGUGAGCGUGCGUUCAAAUGUUUAACCUGCGGCAAAGCGUUCGUACAAUCGUCGGCCCUGUCGAACCACACGAAGAUACACACCGGCGAGCGGCCGCACGAGUGCCUGAUCUGUGGUAUCAGCUUCAUCCAGAAGAUCAACCUUAUCUACCACAUCCGCAUACACAACGGCGAGCGUCCGUACCGGUGCAACAUCUGCCAGAAGUCGUUCAUCCAGCAGAGCCAUAUAAAGAACCAUAUGAAGGUGCACAAGAAGGACAAUCCGCUCGACUGCAGCAUGUGCGGCAAAAACUACAGCGAUCUCAACGAGCUGACCGAGCACUACGCGUCGCACCAUACGGCCGAGCUGACGUACCGGUGCCAGGCCUGCGGCAAAUCGUUCGCCCAAGCCAACCAUCUCAAGAUCCACAAGAAGAACUUCUGCAACAGCAAGUCGAACUAGAUGCAUCCUUUCCGUUUCCUUUUUUUCGGUCCUUUUCCCCCGCAUUUCUUCGUUUGCUGUUCAGUGAUUUUCUGUGAGAAUUCAAAAACAAAAAAACCCCUUUCUUUAUCCUUUCCCUUUCUUACCUUUCUUUCUUUCAAUCGCAUUUUUGUGUGGUGUUCACACACUAAAGAAGAACCUUCCUAUAUAUUAGAAAAAAAAAACGAUUAUACAGUCAGUAGUGUGUCGUCCGGCGGCUAGGUCCUAUCACUCUCUGGAUUCCCCAUCCUCCCCCCCCCCAUACCUACCCCGGAUCGCCCUAGUUCUUAUAGAGUGCGUGUAAUGCGCGAAGCAGCAGCAGCAGGAGCAGCUUUGCAACAUUGCGGAAUGUUAUUUCGUCUUCUGCUUACAUUACACACGAUACGUCGUUUAUGUUUUUUUAGUUACUAGCACAAAGUUCAAAGUAUCGUUACAAACGCUAAGCCCAGAAGCGACCAAAACCAAUAGGAGAUGCCAGAUGUGUGUUUUCUGGAUCGUGGAAAUCACACACAAACCCCCCCCUUACCCCCCUCUCAACACGAUAAUAGUCCGAUUCCCAAUAGUUAAGUUCCCGCCAACCUUCCACCUGCUCUAAAAUGCUAGAAGUUACGCACUUCUACCGUUAAAUACAGUCACUUUGCCACCCGAAUACAGCUGGUAACACAUUGGAUUGUAACCGUUCGUAUAACGUUUCUCUUACUCAACGGCUUGGCCCUUCAAAUUUCCCCAGUGUUGCACGUAAUCAACUCGUAAUUUCAAAAUUAAUGCUUCUAAAUUGAUAACAAAAAAAAAACGAAUGCGCCCUCCGGUGUUCGUGUGUGUGUGUGUGAAAUCUUAUCACGUGAAUGCUUCAACCAGUGAAGGUUCAUCCCGGUAAAAGUAGAAUGUAAAACAAACAAAAAAAUCACACCCUUUUUAGAGAGUAGUGUUCUCCGUUUGAAAUUGCGACCGUUGGGGCCGAUGUGCCGUUUCAGUACGCUCGGAAAAAGGCAGCGUGCGGCUCGUAUAGCAUAAUUAACUCUAAAGUAUAUUGGCAAACAAAGAAUCCAAACACACACGCACACACGUUUCGGCACGACACACGGUAGCGCAGUAGCAGUGGGAGGUAAGCAAUUAUUACGCGUGCAGAAAAAAAGGAAAGCAAAUAUUGAUUAAUAAAAAUCAAAACAAUUGUAGAGAGCUGUAUGUGAAACUA